Molecule: messenger RNA, 288 nt
Organism: Adineta ricciae
Lineage: Eukaryota; Metazoa; Rotifera; Eurotatoria; Adinetida; Adinetidae
Source: the annotation of a GenBank genome assembly
AUGAUUUUAUUCAAAUCCAAAAAGCAGUAUCAGUAUAAACCAUUCCAACGUCAAUCCUUACUCGCCCGUUUCAAAUCAAAAUAUCGUCUCAAAUCUGACCACUUGCCCGGAGAUAGUAGUGAAUACAAACGUCGUCGUCGUCGCUCGUUGUUCUCUAAUAUUCAUCGAACAUAUCAUUCUUUAUGUUUAAGUGUCACAUUGAUCUUCGAAUUAUCGAAACUGUUCACGGAUGGAUACGAAUGGUUCGCUCGAUCUUUUCCGCCCUUCAUCUUAUCAUUGCACGUCUAA